This is a messenger RNA of Pseudocercospora fijiensis CIRAD86, 438 nucleotides long. RefSeq lists its product as uncharacterized. Gene Ontology annotation, cellular component: exon-exon junction complex; cytoplasm; nucleus. The annotation marks the transcript as partial. Gene Ontology annotation, biological process: RNA splicing. Gene Ontology annotation, molecular function: mRNA binding. The transcript has 2 exons. Lineage: Eukaryota; Fungi; Ascomycota; Dothideomycetes; Mycosphaerellales; Mycosphaerellaceae. The record is from RefSeq and is a predicted model, not a curated record.
AUGGCCGACGAGGAAAUGCAGGACGCGCCGCCGUCACCACAGAAUGACGGGCAAAGCAAGAAUGGCUUCAGCGGGGAGACCAAGACACAGCACAACGCAGCGGCGGUGCGCAGUAUCGAAGGAUGGAUCAUCAUUGUCACGAACGUGCACGAGGAGGCGUCAGAAGAAGACAUCCAGGACAUGUUUGGCGAGUACGGCGAAAUCAAGAAUCUGCACAUGAAUUUGGACCGCAGAACAGGAUAUGUCAAGGGCUACGUCUUGAUCGAGUAUCCUACUGUGCAAGAAGCAAAAGCCGCAAUCGAGGGCGCGAACGGCGAGCAGCUGCUCGAGCAGACCAUCCACGUAGACUUCGCUUUCGUACGACCUCCCCCGACGAAGAGCAACUCAGCGCCGAAAGGUGGCAGGAAGGGCGGCAGAGAUCGCAGCGCAAGUCCCGGU